Messenger RNA from Hymenoscyphus albidus, 1296 nucleotides. Lineage: Eukaryota; Fungi; Ascomycota; Leotiomycetes; Helotiales; Helotiaceae. The record is from the annotation of a GenBank genome assembly.
AUGGCAAGCCCAGUUGAACAGCGGAACUGGGAAAUUUUCUAUCUACGGUUUUCCUACUCCGAGCCCGUUGUUUGGCAUUCCUUGCUUUCAAUUGCAAGCCUGAUGGAGGGGUAUACACUACGAGCUCAUCCUAAAGCUGCCGUUGCCCAUCAGCUCGCUCUAUGGCAUUACAACAAGGCUGUUGGUUUCCUCAUCCCGCAGAAGUCCGCGGAAAUGGUGAAAAUAGAGGUUCUAUUGUCGUGCUGCUAUCUGUUUUAUGCCUUGGAGACCAAUCUCCAAAAUACCGAUGAGGCUUUUAAUCACUUGUAUGGCGGCUAUCAGAUUAUACGCGUUUGGAGGGCCAACCACAAAAAUCCGAUUUCUUUAGUCGAAACUGUUUUCUGCCCGCUCUUUUAUACGCAAACUUUCAGCUGGCUAUCGAAUUGGUUUACAUACUUCAAAGAGCUACGAGUGAAGGUUGAUAUGAACGAUCUCCAUCCUCUCCCGAGGGGAGGUUUUACGGGCUUGUCCGAUGCCAGUGUUGAGUUGUUUCAAAUAACAUGCUAUGGGCUUGGCUGUGCACGCUCUUUCGAAACUUACAAAGUGACUCAUGAUAUUCAAGAAGACGACGAAGCUGCAAGGCUGCAGCGCGAGUAUUUCCGGAGCAGACUUGAACACUGGUUAGAGGCUUUUGAAAGACUCUACCCACAAGGUUGUCCGGAUACAGCCAAAGCACUAGAAAUCAAAUACCUGAAAUUAAUACGGAGGAUCGUCUAUCUAUGCCUACCUGGAAGGUUCAAUGUCGUGGGGAUCCACUACGAUGCUUAUGCGAAUGGAUUUGCAAGCAUUGUUGAUGAGAUGACUUUCAUCUACGACACAGCAGCUAAGGAAUUUGAAAAAUAUCAGAAAACCAACUCGACAUCGUAUUAUUUCCGAGAGAAUAUAUUCCUGCACGUCUAUAUGAUUUCCAUUAAAUGUCGAAACCCUUCUGUUCGAAGAAAAGCACUUUCUUUGCUUGAGAAGGUUGCUUCGCCCCAAUCGAUCUGGAAUAACCUUUUGUCGAUCGCAAUGAUUGAGAGAUUAAUUCAGGUCGAAGAAGAGGGGUUGGAGGGUGUUGUUGACGCGACGGGGUCAACUGUUCCAUCGGAAUGGGCAAGAAUACAUGAUAUCACCCGCGUGCCAGAAGAUGUUCCUCACCCAGAUGGUUUCUUGUUUAGAAUGCGACAGAAAAUCAAUGGGGAGUGGUGUAUUCGAGAUGAGAGGAUUUCUCUGAACGUUGUCCAGGGUACGACGGUUACUAACAAUGACAAGAGAUAG